This is a messenger RNA of Lodderomyces jiufengensis, 1569 nucleotides long. RefSeq names its product DNA primase subunit (gene PRI2). Gene Ontology annotation, cellular component: alpha DNA polymerase:primase complex. The transcript has a single exon. The record is from RefSeq and is a predicted model, not a curated record. Gene Ontology annotation, biological process: DNA replication, synthesis of primer. Lineage: Eukaryota; Fungi; Ascomycota; Pichiomycetes; Serinales; Debaryomycetaceae. Bases 1 to 1569 code for a protein of 522 amino acids.
AUGUUUAGACAAGUUAAAAGGAAGACAGCUGGUAGAAAGAAUUUUGAGGACAAACCGUCUAUCAACAGUUCAUCAGAAACUAGUGAAUUUUCAAUACCUAAAUUAUUUACAUCAAGAUUAUCGUUUUAUGAUUUACCACCAAAUCAAGAAAUUACAUUAGAAGAAUUUGAACAAUGGGCAAUAGAUAGAUUGAAAAUACUAAUAGAAAUUGAAUCUUGUGUUGCUAGAUCCAAAACUCCAAAAGAUGUUGAAUUAAGUAUAAAACCAUUAUUAUUAAAAUAUUUACCAUUAAGUCCUGCAGUAAAUUUAGAUGAAAAAUCUGUAAUCAAAGAAAGAAUGAAAGAUUAUUAUAGUCAUUUUAUUUUGAGAUUGGUGUUUUGUAGAUCAGAAGAAUUAAGAAGUAAGUUUAUCAAAAACGAAACUAUAUUAUUCAGAGUUAGAUAUAAUCUAUUACAACCAAAAGAACAACAAGAAUUUGUUGAAUUGAACUCCUACAAAUUAUCAUGGAAAUAUAUAUCACCAAAAGAGAAAAAUGAAUUGAUCGAUAAAUUUUUUGCAGCAAGUGGGAAUAUUUUAAAACAACAAUACAUAGCAGAUUCUGGUGAUACUUUAACAUUAAAUAAUGAACAAACGAAACAAAUGAUGAUUCAAAAAGAAAAUUUUAUAAAAUUACCAUUUGAAAAAAUAACUCAAUUAGUUUCCUCAAGGUCAAUAUAUUUACAAGAUGGGUUUGGUUAUCUACCUACCAGUUUACAAUUGAAAUUAUUAGCAACUGAAUUCCAAAAUAAUUUGAAUCAAAUAUUAAUUAAAACUUUUCAAGCUAUUCCAAGAUUAGAAGAAGAUGACAGAUUAUUGCCAUUACUCAACAAUUUAUCACGUAAUUUUUCAAGUUGUCAAUACGAAGUUGAUUUAGAUAACGAAUUAACUUCAGAUAUAAAUGCAUUAUCAGUAACUUCAAAACAAAUCAUGUCUCAUUAUCCAUUAUGUGCAAGCCAUUUGCAAAAAAAUUUAAUGACUUCUUCACAUUUGAAAUAUUUAGGUAGACAACAAUUAGGUAUAUUUUUAAAAGGUAUUGGAUUAAAUGUUGAUGAAGCUAUAAAAUUUUGGUCACAACAAUUUACCAAAAAUGGUAAUAUGUCACAAGAAACUUUUAAUAAACAAUAUAAAUAUAAUGUAAGACAUCAAUAUGGUUUAGAAGGUGCAAGAAUUAAUUAUAAACCGUGGGAUUGUGCAACAAUAUUAAGUAAACCAAAACCAAGUUCAAAAGAGUAUCAUGGUUGUCCAUAUCGUGAUUUUUCACAAACUCAGUUAACUCAAAGUCUUGAAGAAAUGGGUAUAAAAAAUCAACAAGAUUUAAAUUCAAUAAUGGAUAAUGUAGGUAAUCAAGAUUAUACUAUUGCUUGUACAAGAGUGUUUGAGUUAACUCAUCAAAAGGAAAUUAUGAGUGCUCAUAAAGGAACAGGUCCAAUAAUUCAACAAGAACAUAUAAGUCAUCCAAAUUUAUAUUUUGAUAGAAGCAGACAAUUAGAAAGAUCCGCUAGUGCAAGUGCAGAUAGUAAUAAAAGUUAA